Molecule: messenger RNA, 3780 nt
Organism: Akanthomyces muscarius
Lineage: Eukaryota; Fungi; Ascomycota; Sordariomycetes; Hypocreales; Cordycipitaceae
Exons: 2
Coding region: 1-3780 (1259 amino acids)
Biological process (GO): nuclear pore organization; protein import into nucleus
Cellular component (GO): nuclear pore transmembrane ring
Molecular function (GO): structural constituent of nuclear pore
Source: RefSeq, a predicted model, not a curated record
AUGAGCGCGACUCCUCGAUUGCGGUCUGGCUACCCCUCGACCCCCGGUACGGCCGCUCCGCGACGCAACAUUCAAGAAACGCCCAGCUCCAUUGGCUCCAUAUCCUCCAACGCGAGCUUCAAUAAGUCAGCUACGCUGCCUCUUGCUCCUGAGCAGGCCGUCAGACAGAAUCAGGCCGGCCAGCCCCUCGUACCCCUAACGCUGCUCGACGCUCCCCAGCAGCGUUUCUAUGCCUUUGCCAUCUACGUCCUGCUAUGGGCUUGGAAGCUGUACGACUGGCUCCAGGUCGUUGAAGAUGGCGACAGCUCCUGGUGGCUGUUUUUCAAAUGGAUCUUUAUCGACUUUGCCUUCUUGUUCGGACUACCAGAGCUUCGUAUACCAUGGCUAGAGCUCUCGCAGCUUCUCGUUACCAGCGUUUUCACGUCGCACUUAGUUAUCAACUACAUGUUGAUGUUUAACAUCCCCCUUCCGUGGCAAUCAUUCUUCCUCGGUCUCGCCAAAGUUCUCUACGACCGCGAAUUGUCCGUUUCCGAGCAAAAUGUCAAAGUUUCCAACAUCCUCAAUAAUCAUUCUUUGAUUAUGGGCAGGCAGAUUAUCAACAUCCUUCCCGAAGGCUCUGCAGUCCUCAACCCCGAACAGAAGCCGUAUUGCAUCGCACCCAAAUCCAAGUCUGGUGUUGUGCUGCCCAUCUAUUUCAACUCCACUGUCCCGGCUGAAAUUGAGCUCAUUCGAAUCGACUUCGACACGAAUAAGGAAGAGAUAAUUAAAGUUUCGAAACGCGAUGUCGGCAAAGUGGCCAAGCAAAUUCAAGAGCAAAGCGCUGAACCUAACACGGUGGGUUUUCAAUGGGAUUACAACGUUAGGCGGCCCGGCGUGUAUCGGUUGGGCAAAGUGCUGGACAACUACCAGCUCGAGAUUCAGCGCGGCGUCAAAGAUACUUAUGUCGUGCCCUGUCCGCAGGCCAAAAUCAUGACUGCCGAUUCUUCCCAGCGCUGCAUCCGUGACUUGUCCGACCUGUCUCUCGAAGUCGUCGGCACACCUCCUCUGAAGAUUGUCUACAGCCGAACAAUCAACGGCAAGAACCAUGGGUUCCAUUUCCAGAGUCUGCAGCCAGAUGGCUUCAGCUCGCCACUUCUGGGCUCUGCUGCCGACGUUCUUCCCGAUGGGGGAGAAGACAUCUCUUGGGUCCGUCCUGCUCGCGUCACUGUCAGUUUGAACGAGUCCAUGGCCACCUCCGGCGAGUGGGAAUAUUCUGUUGAUGAAGUCCACGAUGCGUUUGGUAACAGCGUCAAGUACGCUGAAAGUGUUGAUGACCUUGACCAAUCUGGUACCCGUGGCCUCGUCCAGAAAUUUGCUGUCAAGGAACGGCCCAAGGUUAAGAUGCAAGGAUGUGAUCUUCGAAAUGCUCUGAAAGCCGCCAAAGGCAAACCUACCAAACUUCCAGUUGCGUUCCAAGUGACUGGGGGCACCCCAGAUACGGCCUACAAAGUGGAGUGGAAAUUUUCUCCCAUCGAUACUCUUACCAAUAACGGUGAUCACGGAGACAAGGUUACUCUUGGCAGCCAUUCGGCUAAAGACUCGAGCGACAAGCCAAGCGUGUCUGCAUCAGGUCUGUACACACUGACCACUAUUUCCAGUGGCUCAUGUGAAGGCGAGGUUGACGAACCAUCUUCUUGUCUACUUCUUAAUCCUCUCGAGCCACAACUCUCUGUUCGUGCUGAAGAGAUCCCUGACAAGUGCGCUGGCAACUCUAUCGGACUACGGGUCAACCUGGAUCUCGUUGGCACACCACCUUUCAUUGUUCGCUAUGAGAUCAUUGGAAGUGACCAGCAUGUCGAAACACGGACACACAAGGUCAACGGCUUACGUUCCCAGCUGGAGCUUAUUCCCGAGGAGGCUAGCCGCCAGAAAUAUGUCUUCAAGUCGAUCGACGAUGGUGUAUAUCGAAACAUCCCCCUUACUGGCCAGGAUAAAGUGCUUGAGCAGGAGGUCAAACCUGCCGCCAAUGCUGUCAUUGCGCACGCUUCCAAGAACUUCAACACUUGUCUAGAUUCGAGCGUUGAUCUUAACAUUGUCCUUGCAGGUGAACCGCCCUUCAACCUCGAAUGGGAAAUCGUUCACGAUGGCAAGCGCAAAACAGAGCGCGUCAACGACCUCAAUUCCAAGACAUAUACCAUCAAGACACCUACCUUCACUAAGGGUGGAGAGUACAUUCUUGCACUGAGCAGCGUCAAAGAUCUGCGAGGCUGCCGAACCUUUCUGCAAGACCAAGUUAAGAUUGCUGUGCGCCGCCAGCGACCGCGCGGCGCUUUUGGCUUGAUUGAGCAGAAGCAGAGCAUUAUGGCUGUUGAGGAUACACCCUUGCGUCUUCCUCUCCGACUUCAAGGAGACGCCCCGUGGACUGUUUCCUACAGGAACCUCAAUGACUCUGCAGGAACAAUUUCCAAAACAAUCGAUAGCCCCAAUGGAUUCCUGGUGGUAAAGUCUCGGGGUGUGUACGAGCUUUUGAACAUCCAAGAUAACAGCUGUCCCGGUACUGUUGAGUCCGCUGGUUCGACCUUCCACGUUGACUGGUAUCCUCGACCCGAGAUUUCAAUGAUUGAAACGGAUAGUGUUAGCAUGGUAGGCGGUGUAUUUGUGAAGCAAGAGGUUUGCGAAGGAGACAUAGAUGGCUUCGAAGUCAACCUACGAGGCUCACCACCGUACCACGUCGAAUACGAGGUCCAGCAGCGCUCCCCUCAAGGCUCUAAAGCGAUUAGCCGAAGAGAGUUUGACGCCGCCUUGUCCAAAGCAGCCAUCUCCAUGGACAGCAGCAAGGCGGGCGAAUAUACCUACAAAUUCCAUGGCCUCGCUGACAACCUCUAUGAUGCCAAUUCAAAGUCCAAGGGGCUCACUGUGCAGCAACGUGUCAACGCCAAGCCCGCUGCCACAUUCACCAAGCCUGGACAAAGCUUCAAAUUCUGCAUGGAGGAGCAGGAGCAGGAGGACACGAUUCCAAUCACGCUCACUGGCGUCGCGCCGUUCUUUGUGGAGAUGGAAAUCAAGCAUCAAGGGGGCGCACCCACAGAGACGUACCACGUACCGUCCAUCAACUCCAACUCGUACGCAAUGCAGAUUCCUAGAAAACAUCUGCGCUUGGGAUCGCAGCAGCUCCGCAUCCGGCGCGUCCGCGAUGCCCGAGGCUGCCAGCAAAAGUACGAGGUAGGCGGACCUUCGAUCCAGAUUCAGCUCUACGACGCGCCCUCCAUCUACCCGCUCGAGUCGCGCCAAGACUACUGCGUCGGCGAGCGCAUCGCCUACACGCUGUCCGGCACGCCGCCGUUUGACAUUCACUACGAUUUCAACGGCAAGUGGAACGCCCGAUCGCAGACGACGAGCUUCCGACGCGUCGCAGAGAAGCCCGGCGACUUCAUCAUUACCAGCAUCUCCGAUAAAGCCAGCGAGUGCCGCGCGGCGAUGCACCUUCCCAAGACGAUCCACCCGCUGCCGAGCGUGCAAAUUAGUCGCGGCAAGCUCUCGCGGGUCGACAUUCACGAGGGCGGCGAGGUGGACAUUUUGUUUGAGUUCUGGGGCACCCCGCCGUUUGAGUUUACGUUUACGCGCAGCACAAAUGCGAAAAAGGGUCACCGGAGCGUCAUCAUAGAAACGCGCCAUGACAUCUCGUACGAGCACUCCAAAGUUGUCAAGGCCUCGCAGGAGGGCACGUACGAGGUCGUCGCCAUCAAGGACAAGUUCUGCUCGUACUCGACACAGCAGACGGACAAGCGCGACAAAAAAUAG